UUUGACCAGUUCGGUUGUCUUUGAAAAUGAAAUCUUUUAACAAACAAAAACCCGAAGGCUGGCAAAAGACAGUUUUGUUUGGUAUCUGUGUUACGCUUUUCCUGUUAGUUUGUGCUGUGACGUCGUAUAAUUCGUACCAUUUAAUUACCUUGAGGAAUGAGCUAAAUGAAUUAAAAAUUAAAUUGGACAACUGCCUUGUACAUAAUGACCCUACUUCGAUGGCAUCGAGGGGGAAAAGAAAUGUUAUUGACUACAAUAAAAUUGAAAAUAAGUCGGACGGUGCUUUGGAGAUAAACGGACAUGUAUUUCCUGGUAUUCAAGUAACGUCCGGAUCGCACGAAAGACACGAUACGCUAGAAAUGAAGCUAGUGCCAAAUUCAUCAGUGAUUCGAGUAAACAGUCAGUCCAGCACUGUGUCUCGACCGGUCAAAAAACAACUACUGAAAUCGCUGGACCAUUCUUCCGAAUAUGGUGGCGAUAGUGAUUCGGAAUUUCGAGUAAUUCGGGAACAGGAAAUAUCUCGAAGAAGAUAUCCGAGAGUAGGAAGAGUAAAAUUGCCAGCUAUUCAUUUUAACGGUGACACUUCGAAGUACAACAUUCAGUUGCACGAUCACUAUAAAGGCAAUGGUCACAUAAGACACCUUCAGCGCACUUUUAUGGAUUGGAAACCUAGUUACUGGGUAAACAAGGCUGGUAUGGACAACCAUUUCGAUUUCGACGCUGGUACUAUAACUAUUAAGGAGUCUGGUUUAUAUUUCAUCUAUGCUCAAAUUUAUUAUUUGGACGAACAUGACAGGAACGGAUACGCCAUAGAGAAAAAUAACCAAAAACUUCUUAUGUGCACAGUUGCGGCCCAUUCGGAACAAAGAUUGACCAAAGGCAAUACGUGCUACACAGCGGGUGUCGAUUAUGUUGCGGAAGGCGAUACGAUCAACAUAGUUGAUUUAUCCCACGACCGGUAUUCCAUUUUUGAUACCGGUAAAUCAUUUUUCGGGCUUGUGAAGCUGAGCGACGUUAAAAUUAAGUAAACUACUUUCCGACGAUUGCGAACAAAUUCUUUAUUAAUUGAGAAAAAAAAACCAAAGACGCCGCACCGUAAAUUAUUUUUGGAGAAAAAAUAUACUAAACGUUUAAUUAAGU
Cylas formicarius (sweet potato weevil) is the source of this 1140-nucleotide messenger RNA. RefSeq lists its product as uncharacterized. Gene Ontology annotation, biological process: immune response. Gene Ontology annotation, cellular component: membrane. The record is from RefSeq and is a predicted model, not a curated record. The transcript has 5 exons. Lineage: Eukaryota; Metazoa; Arthropoda; Insecta; Coleoptera; Brentidae. The coding region runs from base 27 to 1028 and encodes 333 amino acids. Gene Ontology annotation, molecular function: tumor necrosis factor receptor binding; receptor ligand activity.